AUGCUACGAGACAGUAGAGAUGAGAAGGUUAGAGAAGCAGGAGUGCAGGUCAACACCGGGAGAAAGUGGAGGGAUGACAAGGCAGUUGAAGAGGCUGAGGCUCGUCUUCGGCACAGCGACAUUGUCGGUAAUGUUGCACACGGGCGACUAGGCUUCGGAUGCGUCACCCGUUCGCAGUGGAGCAAAGCCAGUGCAAAAGACCGACGCACCCAAGUGCAGGAAGAGAUUCGCCGAAUGGAGGAAGAAUCCAGGCUCACCAGAGCUGUUACCCUACGGAAACAGGGAAAAUGGCUGAACUGGGAGGGAGUACCCCAGAGAAAGCUUACAUGGAAUGCGAUCUGGACCAUGGAAAGCGACAGACUUAGUUUCUUGCUCAAGUCUGUCUACGACGUGCUGCCAAGUCCAACAAACCUAGUGACUUGGGGUUUUGCCGAAAAGCCAGAUUGCAAGCUCUGUGGAAGACCAGCGAAUCUGGAGCAUGUCCUGAGCUCAUGCAGGACAGCCCUGUCUGAUGGUCGAUACAGAUGGCGUCACGACAGGGUUCUUGCUUCAAUGGCCGAUCAUCUAGAUCAAGCACGAAAAGCGCAGAAGACGACCAACAAAGGCCCCUCAUUCAUUUCCUUUGUCAGAGCCGGAGAAGAAGGGGCAAAGGCCAAACGCGCAUGUGGGAUUCUUGGAACGGCAACAGAUUGGAGAAUGGAAGCAGACUUGAAGAAACAGCUCAAGUUUCCACAGGAGAUCACCGUGACAAACCAGAGACCCGACAUAGUACUGUGGUCAGCGGCAUCAAAACAGGUUGUGAUGGUGGAGCUCACAGUACCAUGGGAGGAGCGGAUUGAAGAGAGCUUCGAACGGAAGCGCGAAAAGUACCAGGCCCUCACAGAUACCUGCACAGAGAAAGGCUGGAAGGCAUGGUGUUUUCCAGUGGAGGUGGGCUGCAGAGGUUUCCCAGCACAAUCACUGUGGCGCACUUUCAGCAGACUGGGGGUUACAGGACAGGUCCGGAAACGGGCCAUAUCGGUUGUUGCACGUGAAACGGAGUCUGCUUCCUUGUGGCUAUGGCGGAAGAGAGAGGAGAAGUGGAUAGGGGGACACAGGGCUGUCGACUAG
Molecule: messenger RNA, 1110 nt
Organism: Dreissena polymorpha
Lineage: Eukaryota; Metazoa; Mollusca; Bivalvia; Myida; Dreissenidae
Exons: 1
Coding region: 1-1110 (369 amino acids)
Source: RefSeq, a predicted model, not a curated record